This is a messenger RNA of Lasiodiplodia theobromae, 4899 nucleotides long. Its product is annotated as BRCT domain-containing protein. Gene Ontology annotation, biological process: DNA damage checkpoint signaling; positive regulation of transcription by RNA polymerase II. The transcript has 2 exons. The record is from RefSeq and is a predicted model, not a curated record. Gene Ontology annotation, cellular component: nucleus. NCBI's taxonomy places the organism in Eukaryota, Fungi, Ascomycota, Dothideomycetes, Botryosphaeriales, Botryosphaeriaceae. Gene Ontology annotation, molecular function: histone binding. The coding region runs from base 1 to 4899 and encodes 1632 amino acids.
AUGGAGGACGACGAGGACACGCUGGACACGCAGCGCAUAGCGGAGAUCAGGAUGUUGACUUCGAGUCCAGUUCUGCCGCAGCCCGACGCGUCGCGUCUGCCUGAGCUCCCCGCCGCAGCACCAGCCAACCGCAACGCGCCAAACGCCGCUAUCGCCAUCGACGACGAGAAUCACCACCACAACCCCGACGCUCACCACAACGCAUCGCUGUCGAAUUCGCCAAGCGCACACGACCCGCAGCCGUUUGACCAUUGCACCGCCCGUCAUCCCCGCCGUACCUGCCGCUCGUCUGCCCUCAAUGCCCGUCCGAUCCCGCACCUAACGCCGCACCGAUCCGCUCCAAUUGUCGCUUCCGCAGCAACGCCGUUCGACGCGUCGCAGUACACGCAGCGCAGGAUGUACAACUCAUUUAGCGGGUUCGAGGGUGGUGACACCCAGCCCAUGGACUCGCAGCUGUACCGAGAGUACUCGACCGGACUUAAGGCGAUGCUCACACAUAAGGUUGCGCCAGGUGUGGUCGGCAACACGGACCAGACAGAAGACAAUGUCGAGCAAGCGACCUAUCAGGAGGGCCAUACGGGACAUGUCGACCUUCUCAGCGACUGGCAAAGUCCGGAGAAGAAGCACGAUGCCACAGAGACGCAAGUGUCAUUCGAUGGCUCCACGGAUGAUGUGGAGGCAGACAAGUUUGGUCCGGAUAUGCAGAUAGAUGCAGUCACCCAACCGCGAUUCGCGCAGCCUGAGACGCCUGCGACAACUGGGAAGAAGCGUAGCCGUCUUGGGGAGGUGCUGAGUUCAGUGACGCGCACGCCCGGCUCUGCCAUUACUCCCAGCCUGUUCAACAAUGGCACCGGUAUGCCAGUGUUCUCUAUGAGCCAAAUGUUCAACCAUACGCAAGGAAACUCCUCGCCGCAGCUCGAUGCUCAUCGCUCCGAUCCAAUCUUCCAACGCCCUUCGCCGAACCUCAACAUGCGAUUCUCAUCCGAUGCUCCCACUAACCUGUCUUCCCCUACGAAACCAUAUCAAAGUCCCUUCUCUCGCGCAGCUACUGAGCCUCGAGACACAUACACGUCCAUGAAAGAAUCUCAGGAUGUGCGCGAUCGUCAACGCGUGGCUGAAAUGGAAGUCGAGCUUGAACAACUCAAGUCUGAGGGAUGGGAUGAGUUCGAAGACGACAAAGCACAUGAACAAAGGAAAAACGAUAGGGCUGAAAUUGAAAACGAAAUACGAUUCCUGAAGAACCGGAUAAACGGCAACAUAAGGAAUCCUGCACUUACUCGGAGCGAUACGGCUUUGUUCACUCCUGCCAGGUUAAAUCUCAAGCAGAAGGCGGUUGUGGAGAUCCCGGAUGAGGUAGGAGACUCGGACUCAGAAGAUGAGCUAAUCUCUGAUCCGCCGACCAUCCAAAAACCCCUACGAUUGUCCCAGCCGAACGGUGUGCAGGUCCCCAUGACUUCCUCGCGACCACGGAGCUCUGUGCAAAGUCGACAAAUUCAUGAUGCUGAAUCUCCUUUGGUUACAGAUGGUACCCCUAGCAGUCAAAUCAGUGCUAAGAAGAGUCAGAGCCAUGUCAACAGAACAUUUAAGAAACUUCUCGAAGCCGGGGAUGAGGUGGCAGUUGCCGAUUCUCAACCACAUAAUUCGCAGACCCAGGAGGAUAGCAACCCAAUGCCGACCCAUGUUCCUGACGCAUCAUCCCUGGACACUCGCAUCGCACAAUCACAGUAUUCGGCCAUGACCGAUGGUAGGCGCGCGGAGGUGGACGCACACAUCAGCAAGACACUCAAGACUUCGUCUAUUCCCCGACCUCCCGUUAAUACCAGCCAGAUUGUUGCGGGGCUUGGCGACAGCGGGUAUGCGGAAGAUGCAGAGAAAGAAAUUCCAAGUAGUCCGCCGAUAUUUCCGCCCGCGGAUGAUGAUGACGAAAGUGACAAUGGUGAUCAUAUGAGAUAUGACCACGAGGAUCACGACGGGAUGGACAUGAACGACGACUACGAUAAGCCUGACUGUACCCAAAUGGAUGAUGACGAAGGACCCGAUUACAUGGAUUCCUCUAGCAGAGGCAGUGAGCAAGGGGAUGAUGAGGAUGAGGUUGCCACUGUUGUCGCUCGUGAGGAUGAAGGUCAUGUAGGGGGCCAUGGAGACCGUGUGGAAGCGGAUGAGAUGGCCAAAACACAGAAAGAGCAAGAGGCGCAUGAUGUUGCUGAUGAUCACGAAGACAACAGUGAGAAUGUCGGAAGAGGAGAAGCUAACGCGAACAUGACCGCAACACAAGCAAAGAAAACGGGGGAAACGCAAAACACAAUUCCUGAAACAGACCCAUUUGAUGAGGAACCUGCUUCUUCCUCUCAACAGCAAGCAGCGGAUCACUCUGCUGCAAAUGCCGAUACUACUCAAAACGCCGACAACGACACCGCGGCAGAUAAUGCACCAAGUGCUAGUCAGCAAGAGGAUCAAAACGACGCUACCUCCAUUGUAACCAAGUCUCGGGGAACAAAUUACUACAACACCGCACAUGCACACCUUUCCGCUCCAGCUUCGCCUCGCAAGUCGCAACAAAGCCCCUUGAAGCAUUCAAGCCAGCGAACACCUCGAUCCUCUCGUCCUGUUCGUCGUCUCACCGACAUCGCUGCAGACCCUUCCCAACGCAACGAGCCGCUUGAUGAGCUGGAAGAUGCUAUGGAGAUCUUGAACGACGACGAUAGAGAGUUUGCGGAAGUCAUGGCUUUGUCACGUCCCGACUCUGGCUCAUCGCCCUUCCGUCCCGCUAAGCGCAUGAAGACGUAUGGCCAUCGAGCUCUGCGCGAAUCACCUAAGAAGGCGAACAGGCCGCCGUCCGUGUCUCCCACUCCGGAGAAUGGGAAACUAGUUCAAGACGUGGAGACGAAUGAGAAUGAGCAAGUUGCUGAAGCAGAUAUGGUUUUCACCAAGCCUGCCGCUUUGAAGAAAGCUAGAGCUUUGGGCCGUCUAGCCGAGAACCAGCCGCCGAAAAAGCAAUCAGAAAAGGGUACCGCGGCAGAGUCCACUAAGCCAAGGAGUGCUCGUCAAUGUCCUAAAGCUACUGAGAAGCCUCAGGUCCGAUCGAAAGAGGUGUCAGGCAAAAGACGUGCGAAGCCUGCAGACCCUACGAAUGAGCAGGAAGGUCUGGACAAUGCAGUGCAGAAUGAGGAUGUCGACGAGGAUCAGCAAGAAGAACCCAAUGAUCACCCUGCCUCACACCAGGACAACGCACAAGAGAUUCUGGCUGAGCCUACCCAGAUUGUCGCCCCCAACCGAAUUUUCGCGCUCUUCAAAGGCUUCAAAUCUGCAUAUUACCCCGCUACUUGCCUUGGCCGCUCACUCAAUGACGGGGGUCAGUAUCGCGUUCGUUUUGACGAUGGUACUGUCGUAAAUAUUGAGAAGAUGCAUGUACGCAGCUGUCAUUUGAAGGAUGGCGACGUAGUCAAAGUCGAUCUUCCAAAUAUGCGGAAGCACACGUACAUUGUACGGGCUUUCAAGGACAUUCUAUCUGCUGAGCAGGUUGAGGAGUCCACUACCGAAGAGACAACUGUCCCUACAGAUGUUUACGGUGCUAAAACAGUCGUCCUCGAAGCCAAGCCGCGAGGCACCUCAGCAGAGACCGUGGAAGUCCCUUUGGCCUACCUCUACAUCACGACCUCUAUGUGGAUUCACUUCAAAGAUCGCGUUUUCUCUCACCCAUCCGAGGCUCUUGAAGUCAAUGUGCGACCGCAGACGCCUUCCACAAACAUGUCUGUUCCCGGCACGCCGGCUUCUGGGAAGACUCGCCGGACGGUGGUUCCGACACCUGGAGGGUCCGUUCAGCGUCCUGGUACUGCUGCACCACCACCUUUGACCUCCAGUCUCUUCUCCGGCAUGGCCUUUGCAUUGACACUACAUGGACCUGAUGAUGAGCGCAAUAGUAUCACUAAGCUCAUUCUUGAAAAUGGCGGCCGUGUCCUCGACCCUGGGUUUGAGAUCCUAUUCUCAAGCAGUACUUCAGACGCGACGAGCCCUAUGAAAACGCCUCUUACCGUCUCGAAAACUCCCAAAGCCACGCCUGCCGAAAAGAAGAAGGCUGCCGCACGAUCCUCAGAGUCGACUUCUGCCACCCUCACAUUGAACGCACAGGCUAGUGCCCUCGGCUUCGUCGCACUCAUCUCCGACAAGCACUCUCGCCGCGCCAAAUACAUCCAAGCUCUCGCCCUGGGCCUGCCGUGCCUCUCGUAUCACUGGCUCCUGGAUUGCCUGUCAUCUCACACCCUCCGCCCCUGGCAGCUCUACCUCCUCCCCGCCGGCGAGUCGGCGUUCCUGUCCGGCGCGGUCCGCAGCCGCGUCCUCGCUUCGCACUACGACCCGGCCGGCGACGACGCGAGGCUGGAAGCCGUGCUGAGCCGCCGCCAGCGCCUGCUCGAGGGAAAGAGCGUGUUCCUCGUGUUGUCCAAGGCCGAGCGCGGCCGCGCGUACCGGUUCCUCACGUCGGCCAUGGGCGCCACGCGCGUCGCUUGGUGCCGCGAUGUGAAGGAGGCGCGGAAGCGGCUGGAGAGCGGCGAGGAGGUGUGGGAUUGGGUUUACGUGGAUGGGGCGGAGGAGCAGCUCUUCCCGAGUCUUGCUGCUGCUACUGCUGCUGCCACUCCGUCGGUGGCGGCGGGGAAGAAGAGGAAGCGUGGUGGUGGUGCCGCCGCUGCUGGUGGUGGUGCCGGUCCUACGUCGUUUGCGUCGGCGGUGUCGGAGAGGACGGUGGGGAGCUCGGUCGUGGCGUCUUUUGCGGAGAGCGUUGGCGCUGAGAGGGAGAAGGAGACUGGAGGCGUGAAGGUGGUUGAGGUGGGUGGGAGGAAGGUGAAGGUUGUGGGAGACGAGUUCGUGAUUCAGAGCUUGAUCCUGGGAGCCUUGCUCGAGUGA